UGGGCUCCAGCUGCUUGGCCGCCGGGGUCUCUUCUCACGCGCGGGAUGCUACUUCUGCAAUUGGGUGGCCGGUGGGCGACUGGUCUGCGGCUCGCUGGGAAGAGGGCGGCGCCGUGGGCGUCUGCUGCGUUCCGAGACCCCAAGGCGGCUGCUUUAUGGGUGGCGUCCUGCAGCGGUCCCUUGGCGCCGGUUCGCUGCGGGCGCGCAGGGCUUCCGGCGCCAGCGCAGAAACCUGUCUGUUGGGAAGGAUGCGUUCGAUGCUUACAUGCACAACUUGAAAAAUCAGAAGAUGGAAGGCUGAUUUACACUGGGCAUCAGGCCCGAGCAGUAUUUGGUGUGACGUGUUUCUCUUAUUUUACAAAUACGUUCAUUGUUGUUUCUCUGUCAUAUAUUUUGACACAAAGUAAUAUUGUACUUGGAAGUCGGCCUUUGCAAAUCUUAUGUUGUGGCAUCAUAGGUCUUGCAACAAUCAUUCCAGUGCUGUCUUACUUGAUUACAAGCGCCUAUGUCAUCCGGUUGUAUCAUGAGGCCACAACAGACACUUAUAAAGCCAUUACUUAUAAUUUUGUGCUGUCAGAAACAAGUACAGAGUUUCACCGGAAUGAUGUAAAGAUUGUAAACAGCACAGAUGCGUUUACCACAUUUUAUGCUAAAACAAAAUCAUUAUUUGUUAAUCCAGCGCUCUUUCCAAACCCUGAAGACUAUAACCAUCUAAUGGGUUAUGACAACCCGUUCACUUUCGGUAUGGAAGAAGCUAGUGAAAAGGAACAGCUAAGAGAUGAGAAGUGAGUCUAUCAUUUGUAUGUCUGUGCUUACCUGUGAUUUAUCUUUCAAUGUACAAUAAUAAAAUUGCCAUUACUUUUGUAUCUGUCAGUGUCUGAUUGCUAAAACACUUGGAAACUGUAUCAAACAGACCUUAGAAUUAAUUUUCAGUGAAUGAUGAUCGUUUACAAUAAAAUAGGCUGUAUUUGAAAAGCAAA
Loxodonta africana (African savanna elephant) is the source of this 980-nucleotide messenger RNA. Its product is annotated as transmembrane protein 70, mitochondrial. NCBI's taxonomy places the organism in Eukaryota, Metazoa, Chordata, Mammalia, Proboscidea, Elephantidae. Gene Ontology annotation, cellular component: mitochondrial membrane. The record is from RefSeq and is a predicted model, not a curated record. Gene Ontology annotation, biological process: mitochondrial proton-transporting ATP synthase complex assembly.